CUGCUCAGCCACCCCCAACCUUGCAACACUACCAACCAUUUGUUUGGGAAAUUGCAACAUCUAGCAUUUUUGCUACAAGAAACUAGUGGAUUGAUAUAGACUGUAAUUUUUCUUAUUUUAUGAAGGUUAGAUUUUUCUAGCACAAAGAAUGAAUUCGUUUAUGAGUUACCUCUCACCUUUUGCAUGCUUACUGCUUUUUACUCAUUUUGUCGACUUGAAUCAGAUCAACAACAGUUUAGGAUAUUCCUAUGCUCAUCACUCUGGCCGAAACAUCCGAAGCUUAGUUCCACUUGAUUGUCAACUUGGUCAGUGGGCUGCGUGGACAGAGUGUUCUCCUUGUGAAACAAAAAAGUCCAGAUUUAGGAAUCUGCAGAGGCCGGCCAUGUUUGGUGGUAGCCAAUGUAUUGGAUCUCUUUGGGAAGAGGUUACCUGCCAAACAUCUAAACAAUGUGUAUCAACAAAUACCUGUGGUGAUCAGUUUCAAUGCAGUUUAGGUCGGUGUAUUAAAAGACGUUUACUAUGCAAUGGUGAGAGAGAUUGUGAAGAUGCUUCCGAUGAAGAUGUCUGUGAGUCUGAUGGUCCCAAUGAAAUACAAACUUCCUGUACUGGUUUGUUUCCAAUCCCUGGUUUACAAGCAAUUAUGAAUGGUUAUAACAUCUUAACAAAUGAAAUCGGAAGCACUGUCUUAGAUUCUGGAUAUGAUGGAUAUUGUGAGUACGUGUACAAUGGGGAUUGGAGGGAACUGCGAUAUGAUAGUGAAUGUGAACAUCUCUACUAUAAUGAUGAUGAGAAAUACUUCCGAAAACCAUACAACAUAUUUCUAUAUAGGUUUGAGGCACUUGCUGAUUCUGGGUUUUCAGUGGAGGUUUACAAUGAUGUUCACAAUUUACUGACAGCAAUGAAGAAGGAUGUGUCAUUUGCACUCAGAUUCAGUGUGCAAAUUUCUGUUGUGAAAGCUGCAGCUGGGUUUGCUGACUACCUAAGUUUUGUUAGAAAUCUGACCACUUUUGUUGGAAAGGAUGUUAAUUUUGUUCGUGUUCGAACUAAAGUUCAAACUGCUCACUUCAAAAUGAGGAGAUACAAUUUAAUUUUGGAUGAAGGAAUGGUUCAAUCUCUGAUGAAACUUCCAGAUGAGUACAAUUAUGGAAUGUACUCUAAGUUUAUUGCAGAUUAUGGUACCCAUUAUUACACUUCAGGAACAAUGGGAGGUGUUUUUGAGUUCGUCAUUGUCCUGAAUAAGCGUAAAUUGCAAGUAUCAGGUGUUUCUGCAUACGAUGCUGGACACUGUUUUGCAGGAUCACUGGGAGUAUUGAUGAGCACUGCAUCUGUUAGUUAUGAAAAAUGUAAGAAGAUAAAUGAUACUAAAGCAACUUCAAAUGAUUCAAAAACAUUUAUAGAAGAUGUUAUUCCACAUGUACAAGGAGGAGACCUUGAAUCAAUUGCUGGAAUGCUCGGUCGAGAAAUACCAGAUGCCAAAAUGUAUCGAAGAUGGGGUAAAUCCUUGAAAUACGUCCCAGCAGUCAUUGAUUUUGAGGUCAUGCCCAUUUAUGAUUUGGUGUCCAGAAGUAAUCUUCAAUCAGUUAACAUUAAACAACAGCAUUUAAAGAGAGCAAUGGAAGAGUACUUGUCUGAAUUUCAUCCCUGCAGAUGCCAUGCAUGUUAUAAUAACGGAAGUCCAUUUCUUUUAAGCAAUAAGUGCAUCUGCGUUUGUGAGCCUGGUUUUGAAGGAAGAACAUGUCAGGAAACAAAACGAAAGGGGAUCACGGAUGGAGGCUGGGAUUGCUGGUCUCAAUGGUCUCCAUGCAGCGGAGGCUCAAGAAAACGGACACGGAACUGCAACCAUCCACCCCCAAAAGAUGGUGGUGCCAUGUGUCUUGGGAAGAACACACAGACACAGCACUGUUAAAAAUGUCCCCAGUUCUUUGGCUGUCUGAAUUAUUUGCUUUCAAACACUGACCAUUUUAAUUGGGUAGUAGUUUGAAAUUCACUCUGUAUUUCUUUUUUCCUAUCUUAAAUGCAAGGAAUUUCAGGCUGCAUCCACUAAUAUGAAUCAUUCAAACUGACAGAACACCACAGGAAUCUAUAUUUAUUGAAAAAUACUCACAAAAUGAUUUGUGGAAAUUAAUGUCAUUUGAAUAUGCCUCUCCAAAGCAAUGAUAUCAGUCCUUUGGCAACAAUUGCCAGUUGAUUCAUCAACAUAUUGAACUCAACAUGUUGAAGUCACAAUAUCAUCACAGAAUAAAUGAUAUUGUGACUGAUGCCCACUGGUCCUCUCAUGUCUGAUCCAUCAUCUUCAGUUGCAUUACAGCUUCACUGAAAAAGAUUCAUAAAUAGAUAAUGGGAAAAAAUGAAGCAUCAAAUGAAAAUCUGUAACAGUAAUUCCGGUAGAAAAUAAAGAUGUAAAACAUA
Messenger RNA from Pristis pectinata (smalltooth sawfish), 2409 nucleotides. RefSeq names its product complement component 8, alpha polypeptide (gene c8a). The record is from RefSeq and is a predicted model, not a curated record. Gene Ontology annotation, molecular function: protein binding. Gene Ontology annotation, cellular component: membrane attack complex. Bases 149 to 1906 code for a protein of 585 amino acids. Gene Ontology annotation, biological process: immune response. NCBI's taxonomy places the organism in Eukaryota, Metazoa, Chordata, Chondrichthyes, Rhinopristiformes, Pristidae. The transcript is spliced from 11 exons.